GAGCCACCGCGCCCGGCCUACUUUUCUUUAUGUUAUUUGUGCUUUUGAAGUCUUAUUCAUGAAUUUUUUGCCUAGACCAUGUCCAGAAGGGGUUUCCCUGGGUUUUCUUUUCGUAUUUUUAGUUUCAGGUCCUACAUUUGAAUCUUUAAUUCAUCUUGAGUUGAUUUUUGUAUAUGGUAAGAGAAAUUGGUCCAGAUUCAUUCUUCUUCAUCUGGCAAUCCAGUUUUCCCAGCACCUUUUAUUGAAAAGUGUGUCCUUUCCCUAGUGUACGUAUUUGUUGCCUUUCUCAAAGAUCAGUUGGCUGUAGAUAUGUGGCUUUAUUUCUGGGAACUUUAUUUUCUUCCACUGAUCUAUGUGUCUUAUUUCUGCAGUCAAAUGCUUUACCAUUCAGCUAUACUCCCUAUAUGUCUAGUUCUAUACCAUUACCAUGCUAUUUUGGUUACUACCAACUUGUAGUAUAAUUUGAAGUCAGAUGGACUUAAUUUGAGGGAAAUCUUGGGGUUGUCAUUUCAGGUGGGCUCUGUGGUGAGAGAGCAGAGGGCUGAGACUUGGGGGCCAGACCAUUGGUGGCUCCACAGACAUCAUACUCUGUUCAGAAAGGCACAGACCUGGCCUAACAGGGAUUCUGGAUUGUAUCUGUAAAAAGGGAGGCCUGGACUGAAUAAGCAGAUAGCCUGGGAUGGAGGCUGAGGUGUGAGGUGGUUUCGAUUCUACAUCUGCAGGCUUGGUUGACCCUCAGGGCCACUCUCUGUUGAACAAGAGAAAUGUUAUUGAGGCUGGUGGAGUAGCUGGGUUCUAGACCAGAGCACUGCUUUUUCUCCUUCUCUACAUGUAAGGGCAAGAGGGGAUGAUCUGCUGCUCCAACCAAGAUCUCCUGGCAAGCUCACUUUAGAAGCUUCUGCAGCAGGUAGACCUGGUUGCCGAAAGGACCAGUACCUGACCUGCCUUCUCUUCCCCUCUCUAUAACUCAUUAACUUAAUAAUGUACGAAACACAUACUGAUUUAAACCCUAAUUAGACAAUAUCUUUCUAAGUGUGUGCAAACAGGUAGGCAGUUAAUAGUGAAGUUAUUAAGUUAAAUUUCCAAAAGUGGUUCAUAAUUGGUUUGAUGUUAAUUUAUCUCAUUUGCUUUCCAUGGAAAAAUUUAAUAUCACAUCCUCUAAAAUCUUAAGCUAAAAACAUACAUGAAAAUUUCAAAACCCCACUAUUUCAUUUGUAUUGAACACAUGUACAAAAGCAUUAAUUCGUGGACCCUAGCAGCUGAUAUAUGGUAUAUGCUACUGAUGUUUGAUACUACAUGAGCCCUGUGAGGGGGCAGCUAUUCUUACAAUCUAUUUACAGAUGGGGACACUGAAGCUCAGGUGGGUUCAGUUCUUUUCCAUGGUCACAGAGCUGCAGCACUGAGGCCUGAGGAACUUUAUGCGAUGAAUUGAGAUCAGUUUGGUCCCAGGCAGAGCAGAAGAGGUGGCGGUCCAUCUCAGCCUGUAGGAUCCUUCCAUGGCUGUCCAUUUCUCAUGGCCUUUCUCUUCCCUCAGGGUCCCCUAGUGAUGGCAGAAACGGACCCUACACAGGGCCGUGUGGUCUUUGAGGACGUGGCCAUAUAUUUCUCCCAGGAGGAGUGGGGGCACCUUGAUGAGGCUCAGAGGUUGCUGUACCGCGAUGUGAUGCUGGAGAAUUUGGCCCUGUUGUCCUCACUAGGUUGUUGGCAUGGAGCUGAGGAUGAGGAGGCACCUUCACAGCAAGGUUUUUCUGUAGGAAUGCCAGAGGUUACAACUUCAAAGUCCUAUCUGUCCACCCAGAAGGUCCACCCUAGUGAGACAUGUGACCCACCCUUGAAAGACAUUCUGUGCCUGGUUGAGCACAGUGGAAUUCAUCCUGAGCAAGACAUAUAUAUUUGUGAGGCAGAGCUUUUUCAGCACCCAAAGCAGCAAAUUGGAGAGAAUCUUUCCAGAGGGGAUGAUUGGAUACCUUCAUUUGGGAAGAACCACAGAGUUCACAUGGCAGAAGAGAUCUUCACAUGCAUGGAGGGCUGGAAGGACUUACCAGCCGCCUCAUGCCUUCUCCAGCACCAGGGCCCUCAAAGUGAGUGGAAGCCGUACAGGGACACAGAGGACAGAGAAGCCUUUCAGACUGGACAAAAUGAUUACAAAUGUGGUGAAUGUGGGAAAACCUUCACCUGCAGCUAUUCCCUUGUUGAGCACCAGAAAAUCCACACAGGAGAAAGGUCUUAUGAAUGUACCAAAUGUGGGAAAUUCUUUAAGUACAGUGCCAAUUUCAUGAAACAUCAGACAGUUCACACUAGCGAAAGGACUUAUGAGUGCAGAGAAUGUGGAAAAUCCUUCAUGUACAACUACCGACUCAUGAGACAUAAGCGAGUUCACACCGGAGAAAGGCCUUAUGAGUGCAGCACAUGUGGGAAAUUCUUCCGGUACAGCUCCACAUUUGUUAGACAUCAGAGAGUCCACACUGGAGAAAGGCCGUAUGAGUGCAGGGAAUGUGGGAAAUUCUUUAUGGACAGCUCCACACUCAUUAAACAUCAGAGAGUUCACACCGGAGAAAGACCUUAUAAGUGCAAUGACUGUGGGAAGUUUUUUAGGUACAUCUCUACACUCAUUAGACAUCAGAGAAUUCACACUGGAGAAAGGCCUUAUGAGUGCAGUGUAUGUGGGGAAUUGUUUAGGUACAACUCCAGCCUCGUUAAACAUUGGAGAAACCACACUGGAGAAAGGCCUUACAAAUGCAGUGAAUGUGGGAAAUCAUUUAGGUACCACUGCAGACUCAUUAGACACCAAAGAGUCCACACGGGAGAAAGGCCUUAUGAGUGCAGCGAAUGCGGGAAAUUCUUUCGUUACAACUCCAACCUCAUUAAACAUUGGAGAAAUCACACUGGAGAAAGGCCUUAUGAGUGCAGAGAGUGUGGGAAAGCCUUUAGCCACAAGCAUAUCCUUGUCGAGCACCAGAAAAUCCACAGUGGAGAAAGACCUUAUGAGUGCAGCGAAUGCCAGAAGGCCUUUAUUAGAAAGUCUCACCUGGUUCAUCACCAGAAAAUCCACAGUGAAGAGAGGCUUGUGUGCUCCAUGAGUGUGGGGAAUUCUUUAGCUAAAACUCCAGCCUCAUUAAACGUCAGAGAUUUCACAAUGGAGAAAGUUUACCAUUGACUAUUGUAAUUGGGUAGUAAUGUUAUAUAAAUUCCACAUUUUUAUGCAACUAAUCUCCAGAACAUUUUUCCUCUUGCAAAAAAAGUAAAAUGCUGGACCCAUGAACAACAACUCAUUCCCCUUCCCUACUUCCCCAGAAAUGUCUCAACUAUAUUUCUAUACUCUAUGUCUAUGAAUUUCAUAUCUAUUGGUACCUCAUAUAAGUGGAUUCAUACAGUA
Macaca mulatta (Rhesus monkey) is the source of this 3376-nucleotide messenger RNA. The record is from RefSeq and is a predicted model, not a curated record. Lineage: Eukaryota; Metazoa; Chordata; Mammalia; Primates; Cercopithecidae.